CUUAUGUCAUUAUCACGAUCAUUAUUAAUUUGUUUGUCAAAAUGGAUUGUCAUGAUGAGAAGAUAAGAAAUGAUAUAUCGCCAGCGUCUACAACCUAUCAACAUGAUUACAAAAAAUACUGCGGUUACAAAAAAGUCAGCUACAAUUACGAAAGACAACGAGUAGAACCCCCUCAACCCCUCCCUAAAGCUCAUGUAAUAGAAGAUCACGAAACCUUUGCUAAAUGGCAAAAGGAUGUCCAUAUCCCUUUCGAUCUCUUGCUGCAACCCAAGCCCAUACUGCAGACAGACCCACGAAACCACUUCGAAGUACUCGAACCUCUACCGACUCGAGGAAGAGAUGAAGCCAUUAAAACCAGACCCAGAGUCUACAUGACGCCAGCAGUCAGUAUUGACGAUGUGCCAGAUCCAAACAUGAGGAAACUCCUAUGCGAUUUCACCUACACCACGGAAUGGCGAAAAGCAGAAAAAGAAGGAACAGUUCGUUUCCAAAAACACAUUCCGGAAAUCGGCAAAAUCGAAACUUCAGACACCGUUUCGCUGAAGACGGAUAUCCAUAAACCCCUAGGCAAGAAAUUCAAGUCUAUGGGUAAAUCGUGGGAGGAUCAACAGCUCAGAGGUGAUUCGGACCCCACUAGAGAAUUCUGGAUACAUAAAGAUCCUCCAGUGGUGUGCGGAGCAUGCGUCGAUCCUUUGAAAUACAUCGUUCCGGAAGAAACUAAGGGGGAUAUCAAGUCACUGUUGAACAAGGAUACACUGAGGUCGCCACAUGAUAAAUGCACUCCGAAUUAUACAGGGUACAGACCAAUGCUACCCAUGGGUAUACCACUGAAGAAAAGCGAGCAAACUGCGGUUGAUCCAUUUAUUUCUACAUCCCAAGCGAUUGCCUCACGCUAUGUCGAUUGAAUAAUAAAUUAUGGGGAACUA
Molecule: messenger RNA, 926 nt
Organism: Phaedon cochleariae (mustard beetle)
Lineage: Eukaryota; Metazoa; Arthropoda; Insecta; Coleoptera; Chrysomelidae
Source: the annotation of a GenBank genome assembly